Messenger RNA from Solanum lycopersicum (tomato), 1001 nucleotides. RefSeq names its product E3 ubiquitin-protein ligase RMA1H1. The record is from RefSeq and is a predicted model, not a curated record. Gene Ontology annotation, biological process: ubiquitin-dependent protein catabolic process. Gene Ontology annotation, molecular function: ubiquitin-like protein conjugating enzyme binding; metal ion binding; ubiquitin protein ligase activity. NCBI's taxonomy places the organism in Eukaryota, Viridiplantae, Streptophyta, Magnoliopsida, Solanales, Solanaceae. Gene Ontology annotation, cellular component: endoplasmic reticulum.
AUCUUUUUGUAUAUAUAUAUAUUAAAGCCCAACCCCUAAUUUGCUUCAUUCUAUCUCCACUUUGCUUCUUUAUAUCACUCACUAUAACAUUGAAGAGUUUUUUUUCCUUUUUUUUUGAUUGGGAGUUGUGAAAAUCAUCAGUUAAAAGGACAAUCUUGAUCUGUAUUCAGGCACUAGAAAUCAAGAAACAAGAUAUGGCGUUGGAUCUUCAUUUUGAAGAACAGAUAGCAGAGAGUACCUUUAACAAAUGUCGUGGUAGCCCCUUACAGAAAUGGAAGACGCUUGAUGAUGAGCGUGAUGAUGACAAUCGCGCUAGUGGUUUUGACUGUAACAUAUGUUUGGACGUUGUAAAAGAUCCCGUGGUUACAUUUUGCGGUCACCUUUAUUGUUGGCCUUGUAUCUACAAGUGGAUUCAAUUCCAGGGCGCCUCGGAUCACCAAAAGCCACAAUGUCCUGUUUGCAAAGCUAAAGUUUCACAAAAGGAGUUGAUUCCGCUCUAUGGCCCUGGCCAAGCAACAAAAUCAUCUGCAGACGGCGUUACAAGUAAAGGCAUGGUCAUACCACAAAGGCCUCUGAGGCCAACAUGUAGUGGGGAUAUAGCAACUACGACAAAUUCACUUCCAUCGCAACAACUUAACCAUCGACAACAGCCACAUUCAGGGAGCUACACGGCCUCACCAACCGUGAUUGGUGAAGUGGUUUAUGCAAGAGUCUUUGGAAACGCAUGUCCAAACUCGUAUAACCUUGAAAUAAACACGAGUUUGAGAAUGAGAAGGCAGCUGUUACACGCGGAUAGAUCACUUGGAAGAUUAUAUUUCUUCCUCUUCUGUUGUGUAUUGGUAUGCCUUCUCUUGUUUUGAUCACUUUUCGCGCUACAUUGUGUGUAAUUUGUACAUAUGUUUACCUUAUUAGAUGCUGAAUAUACGAGCUUCGCUCAAUGUAACAUGUCUUCGAAGCUUUUUCUGUUCUUCAUGCUGGCUAAUACACAAUUUUAUUCUUAA